AAUUAUUGUCACACAACUUGUGAGAGAAUUGACUCCUAGAAUAUUCAUUUAUAUUCAUCUAUAUAUAAUCGCUUUCAAUUUUAAUGUAAUUAUAAUUUUUGUGAAUUAUUCAUAUUUUUUUAUAUCUGAAAAAAAACAAAGACGAUUUUCAGGAGUUCGAGCAGGUCGUUAAAGAAGUGAGCAGAGUUUCUGGAUUACUUUGCAGCUUAAUUAUUUAUAUUCCAUUAUCAAGAUAUACGGCCAUUGGAAAAUAAUUACUUCCAUCUAGAUUCCACAAAAAGUUUGGUUUGCCCAUUGUAGCCUCGUCACUAUUCCAAUGGAUAGCAAAUUAGUGGAAAGUGGAUAUAGUGCUAUCCAUCAUAGAUUAGAAAGAGUACAUUGGCGAAUGUUAUUCUGUAGUUUAUCAGCUAACUUACUAGUAACAUCACUCGGACUCUUGAUAUCAUGGUACUCGCCAGUUAUUCCUAAGCUAAUGUUAAACAACACAGACGUCAAUCCUUUGGAUAAACCAAUCUCUGCUCUCGAAACUUCCAUAAUCACUGUAAUUCCAAGUAUUGGAGCAAUAAUAUUAUUUCCAUUUUGGGCAUAUAUAGUUGACAGAAUAGGAAGAAAAACAACCAUGAGGAUGAUAAGCUCCAUAUUAAUUUGUAGCAUAAUAACAACGGCUUUCGCUAGAAACAUUAAUACAUACUAUAUUUCUUUACCUCUUACUGGGAUUUGUGUAAAUGGAGGAUUAUUAACAGCGUCCGUAUAUAAUACUGAAAUAUCAAAAGAUUCCAAUAGAGGGAUGUUCAAUUGUAUAAUGAUGAUGCAUAUUCCGAUAGGAAUUGUAUUAGGUUAUAUUUUUGGAUCAAUUAUGAGUGUCAAAUGUCUGAGUUUGUUAUCUACUAUACCACCUAUUCUUUUUCUUUUUGCAUCCUUCUUUCUACCAGAGUCUCCAUAUUACUUAUUGCUCAAACAAAAUUAUUUGGAAGGAACUAAAGCUCUAGAAAUAUUAAGAAGUACAACUAAUCCGAGAGAAAUAGAAUCAGAAAUUAAGAAAAUCAAAGAAAUCAUUGCAUCUACAACUUUAAGUAAAUCACGAACUAUAAGGGAAAUUUUUAGCAAUUUUGCCAUUCGGAAAGCUUUUUUGAUAAGCAUCCAAAUCACUUCUAUUGAACAAUUGUCUGGAUUAUCAAUCAUAUUGAUAUAUGUAUCACCAAUAUUUAACAAAGCUGGCUCUGGUUUGUCAGGAGAUUCCGUUGGUAUAAUUGUAGGAGUACUUAAAUUGGUAACCUUUUCUUUAGCAACUUACCAUUCAGAUAGAUUGGGAAGAAGAAAGUUGAUCCUCAUAUCGACUCUUUGUUGCGCAUUCCCUAUGUUCUUUCUCGGUUUUUAUUUCUACCUCGAUCAUAUCGGUUCUCAAGUACUAAACAAUUUCAAAUGGAUCUCUGUAAUUUUGGUUGUGAUAUAUAUAAUUUCAUAUUCUAUAGGAUUAGGUAACGUUCCGUUAACUUUCGCGGGAGAAGUUUUUCCCGAAGAUAUGAGAGCUUUGGGUGUGUCUUUAGUGUUAAUAGUAAACCAAUCAAUCAUGUGUAUCGUAAUUUUCGCUUUUCCUUUAGUGUCCGUUCAUUACGGACCACACUGGUGUUUUUGGAUUUGUGCAAUGUUCUGCGUUAUUGGAUUUAUAAGCAUGUAUCUUACAGUGCCUGAAACGAAAGGUAAAUCAUUUUUAGAAAUACAACAUCUUUUCAAAAAGGCGUGACCAAGUUAUUUCACAUGUAUUCUCAAUUUUAUCUAUUGUAUAUCGUUUAAGAAUAUGAAAUAUAUUUUCAACAUUUGAUAAA
This is a messenger RNA of Diorhabda carinulata, 1826 nucleotides long. RefSeq names its product facilitated trehalose transporter Tret1-like. Lineage: Eukaryota; Metazoa; Arthropoda; Insecta; Coleoptera; Chrysomelidae. The transcript is spliced from 4 exons. The coding region runs from base 317 to 1744 and encodes 475 amino acids. Gene Ontology annotation, biological process: transmembrane transport. Gene Ontology annotation, cellular component: membrane. Gene Ontology annotation, molecular function: transmembrane transporter activity. The record is from RefSeq and is a predicted model, not a curated record.